Molecule: messenger RNA, 934 nt
Organism: Myotis daubentonii (Daubenton's bat)
Lineage: Eukaryota; Metazoa; Chordata; Mammalia; Chiroptera; Vespertilionidae
Product: cyclin-Q-like
Biological process (GO): regulation of transcription by RNA polymerase II
Molecular function (GO): cyclin-dependent protein serine/threonine kinase regulator activity
Source: RefSeq, a predicted model, not a curated record
CUCCGGGCAGGGCCCCAUGGAGGACCUUAGCCUGGACAGCUGCAGAGAGGAGGAUGCAGCGCCCGGCACCAAGGGGUGGCCCGAACCCCAGGUGAGGGUGCACUUCCGGGUGACAACAUUCAUCAUGGAGGCAGGUUUCAAGCUAGGGAUGCAGUCCAUUCCCCUCGCCACAGCCUGUGCCAUUUACCAUAAGUUCUUCUGUGAGAUCAACGUGGACGCCUAUGACCCCUACUUGGUCGCCAUGUCUGCCCUUUACUUGGCUGGCAAAGUGGAAGAACAGCCCCUGCGAACCCGUGACAUCAUCAAUGUGUCCAACAGGUACUUCUACCCGGGCAGCGAGCCCUUGGAGAUGGACUCCCGAUUCUGGGUGAUCCGGGACAGCAUUGUGCAGUGCGAGCUCCUUGUGCUGCGUGUACUGCGCUUCCAAGUAUCCUUUCAGCACCCACACAGGUACCUGCUCCACUACCUGAUUUCUCUCAAGAACUGGAUGAAUCCUUACAGCUGGCAACGGACCCCCAUCUCUGUCACUUCCUGGGCCCUGCUGCGGGACAGCUACCACGGGGGGCUGUGCUUCCGGUUCCAGGCUCAGCACAUAGCGGUGGCGGUGCUCCACCUGGCCCUGCAGGCCUAUGGGGUCCAGGUGCCCGCCGAGGCCGAGGCCGAGAAGCCAUGGUGGCAGGUGUUUAGUGACGACCUUACUAAGCCAAUCAUUGAUAACAUUGUGUCUGAUCUCACACGGAUUUAUACCAUGGACACAGAGAUCCCCAAAGGCCCUGGCCCAGGCCUGUCCAAAGAGAAGCAUCGGAUGCUUGGCUGCCAGGGUACAGCGCCCCCACAUCGCCCUGAAGGCCGGUCCCCAGAGCACUGGCUGGGAGGACUGGUUUUGUGCUUCUGCAGACAGGCCAGUGAAGGCGAUGACAUGCUGCCACUUUGA